AGAAGAAAAAACUUGAGAAGUCGUAAUUAGAAAAAGUAGAGAAAAUGCAAAAGACGCAAAUAUUGGUGGUAGCUGUAGUGUUAGCCGGAGUAAGCUUGGUAGUUUCAGACGAGGACCUGAAACCCUUGGAUUUCUACAAAUACAGUCUGCAAUGGGGACCAUCUGCUUGUUUAUAUCCUCCUCCGGGAAGAAGUGUGAAGGGAGACCCGAAGUGAGGUUUACCAUCCAUGGUUUAUGGCCACAAUAUAAUAAGGAUACGCCGGUGCCUCCGUACUGUGAUGAUCUAACAUGCACCAACACCAAACCUACUUCAGCAAAUGAAGUUGUGGAAAUGUUGAAGAAGAGCACAUCGCAAAAAGAAUUAUUGAUCAGUGAUUGGCCAAAUCUUUAUGCAAGGCAAGGAAGAAAAGAAGAGGAUAAUUUGGAAUUUUGGAAAUACGAAUGGAAACAACAUGGAAUGUGUUCGGAUUACCCCAACAAGCCUUCUGACUAUUUCAGUGUUCCCUUGAAACUACUAAAACGAUUCGAGAAUUUAAAACAAGUCGCCGGGCAAUCUCGUAGAGGAAGGACCUCCGUAGCACGGUGGGCCUCUAGGGCGCGUUCCGCCGCCAGGUGGGUUUGCCUUUCUUUCGGAAAAUCAUCAGAUGCAUUAUAUACCCGGAGUUCGUGGAAGCAAGAUCAGGAUUCAAAGUCCUGGCAAGUUAAAGGUUUGCCUCCCUUGCACCUUUCUGCUGCAUCAACCCCUCUAUUAAGUGGGGAUUUAGGUGGUUUGGCUCUUACAGUACCCUUGUUUCCUAGGCGUAGGAGCUCUUCUUUGGUGCCUCGAGCAUCAAAGGAUGUGCCAUACAGUUUCCGCUAUCCCCCUAUGACUAAGAAGCCUAAAUGGUGGUGGAGGAGUUUAGCAUGUCUCCCUUAUUUAAUGCCUCUCCAUGAAACAUGGAUGUAUGCAGAGACAGCAUAUCAUUUACACCCAUUCUUGGAAGACUUUGAGUUUUUGACGUACCCAUUCCUUGGUGCAAUUGGGAGGUUGCCAAGCUGGUUCUUGAUGGCAUAUUUCUUUGUUGCAUAUCUUGGAGUUGUAAGGAGAAAGGAGUGGCCUCACUUUUUCAGAUUUCAUGUGGUGAUGGGAAUGCUAUUGGAAAUUGCCUUACAGGUGAUUGGGACUGUGAGCCGCUGGAUGCCACUUGCAAUAUACUGGGGUAAGAUUGGUAUGCACUUUUGGACAGCUGUGGCAUUCGCCUACUUAUUUACUGUUUUGGAGUGCAUUCGGUGUGCUCUUGCUGGUAUGUAUGCUGACAUUCCUUUUGCCUGUGAUGCUGCAUACAUCCAAAUUCCAUAUGACUAAGGGUGGAAUGUAGUGAAAAUGUUUUGGAUUCAAAUUUUUGUUGGUUCUUUUGUAUGGAAGACUUGUUGUGGAAGAACAAGGUUCUGAGGAUUGGUUAAACUUUUUAUAACAUGAUUCUUGAGUCGCAUGUUA
Molecule: messenger RNA, 1477 nt
Organism: Gossypium arboreum
Lineage: Eukaryota; Viridiplantae; Streptophyta; Magnoliopsida; Malvales; Malvaceae
Product: protein TIC 20-I, chloroplastic-like
Exons: 5
Coding region: 152-1345 (397 amino acids)
Molecular function (GO): ribonuclease T2 activity; RNA binding
Source: RefSeq, a predicted model, not a curated record